This is a messenger RNA of Penicillium malachiteum, 1584 nucleotides long. RefSeq lists its product as uncharacterized. Gene Ontology annotation, cellular component: plasma membrane. Gene Ontology annotation, molecular function: nucleobase transmembrane transporter activity. NCBI's taxonomy places the organism in Eukaryota, Fungi, Ascomycota, Eurotiomycetes, Eurotiales, Aspergillaceae. Gene Ontology annotation, biological process: transmembrane transport; nucleobase transport. The record is from RefSeq and is a predicted model, not a curated record. The coding region runs from base 1 to 1584 and encodes 527 amino acids. The transcript is spliced from 6 exons.
AUGGGAGCUCUUAAACAUUGUGUUCGGAAGUUGCAGGUGCAAACAGAACCCGGGCUAUCAAUAGCUCAGCUGAUGUUGACGAAUGAUGACCUUCGACCCGUUGAGCCUGAACGUCGACAGUGGAGAUGGCUCAAUUUUGUGGCAUUUUGGAUUGCAGACUCGUUGAACGUGAAUACUUGGAUGAUUUCCUCUUCGAUGAUCGUUGAUGGCCUUUCUUGGUGGCAAUCCUGGCUUUGUGUUUGGAUUGGCUAUUCGAUUGCCGCCAUCUUCGUAUGCUUACUAGGCCGGAUUGGCGCUAUCUAUCGAAUUCCAUUUGCUGUCACCAACAGGGCCUCAUUUGGGAUAUGGGGCUCAUUUUGGCCUAUUCUGAAUCGAGCAGCCAUGGCAGUCAUAUGGUAUGGUGUACAGGUAAGAGUUGACAUUUCCCUCUUGUUAGAUCUCAGGUUAACCCUUGAUAGACUUAUCUUGGAGGCGAAUGUUAUGCCUGCUGGUGCUGGUGUGACGACACAACAAUUUGUGAGCUUUUUUCUUUUCUGGCUUGGCUCACUUCCAGCCCUCUGGUUUCCAAUUUAUAAGAUCAGACACCUCUUCACCGUCAAGGCGUAUUUCUCACCGGCAUGUGCCAUUGCCUUCUUUGGUUGGUCUGUUGCCCGGGCUCAUGGACUAGGCCCUAUCAUGACUCAGUCCAACACUGUACAUGGUAGUGCUCUGGCAUGGGUCUUUGUCAAGAGCAUCAUGAAUUGCAUUGCCAACUUUGCAGCUUUGGUGAUCAACAAUCCCGACUUUGCGAGAUAUGCUCGCCAGCCAAAAGAUGCCCUAUUGCCACAGUUGAUCACAAUUCCAGUGGGAUUUGCGAUCACUUCUUUCGUCGGAAUUGUCGUCUCUUCUUCGUCUAGCGUUAUCUUCAAUCAGUCAGUCUGGAAUCCCUUGACGCUCCUAGGGAUGUUUUUAGAGGAUGCGAGCUCGGCAGAGAGAUUCGGUAUCUUUGUUAUUGCAAGUGGAUUUGCUCUAGCACAGCUUGGAACCAACAUCGCUGCAAACUCCGUUUCUGCAGGAACUAAUUUGACAGCUCUUCUACCACGCUUCUGCACCAUCAGGCGCGGUGGCUACUUCUGUGCCGCAGUUGGACUUGCCAUGUGUCCGUGGACACUCGUAGCCUCCUCAAGCAAAUUCACAAUCUAUUUGUCUGCAUACUCAGUCUUCCUAUCCGCGAUUGCGGGUGUGAUGGCCAGUGAUUACUAUCUUGUACGAAAAGGUUAUCUGGACAUUCAGGAAUUAUACAGUGCCCGAAAAUAUGGACCCUACUACGGAACAUUUGGGGUCUCGUGGCACGGCUAUGCGGCAUACUUGUGCGGAAUUCUUGUCAACAUUGUUGGGUUUGCCGGUGCUAUUGGAGUCAAAGUUCCAAUUGGCGCGGUCUAUAUCUACGAUAUAAACUAUUUCUCCGGAUUUAUUGUGUCAGGCGCCAUAUACUGGGCUUUGGCUACUUUGGUCCCUAUCCCUGCAACAAGUCAGACCUGGAACGAAAUCCCAUACGAGGUGAACCCUGAGCCAGACGUGGGGAAAAAAGUGGAGGAUGUCUAG